Molecule: messenger RNA, 468 nt
Organism: Rangifer tarandus platyrhynchus (Svalbard reindeer)
Lineage: Eukaryota; Metazoa; Chordata; Mammalia; Artiodactyla; Cervidae
Source: the annotation of a GenBank genome assembly
AUGGGCAGGAAGGGGACGGCAGCGCGGGCAGCCCAACUCGGGGACAGGUCGCCCUCAGCGGAAGCCCCGGCACGCGGGGCAGGCCUUGGAGACCCCCACUCUGUCCCCGCCGGGCUCUGGCCCGCCUCCCGCCUCCUCGUGGGGCCUGGAGAAAUGGAGGCUGGAGCACAGGGCCUCAGGUUCCUCAUGCGCACCCCGGUGGUCCAGACGGAGCUCCCGGCCAGGAACUGCGCGGGCCUGCGGAGUGGCCACGUGAGUAAGGAGAGGGGAGCCUGCGGGCCGUCGGCCCCUGGCGGGGGCGGACGGGGCGCAGGGCCCCGCGGGCCUCCUCUCUGGGUCCCGUCCUCCGCCCGCGGCGCUGUGCGCGCCUCUCCUGAGCUCUCCCGGCGCCUGGUGCUCCUCGCCAGCCUCGGGCUCCCUUCUCUCCGGCCGCCCCGCACUCUGCACUCCCCUCCUCGGCUUUUCUGA